ACAUGUGCGAAAUCCAUCAUGGCGCCGAUUUCGUGAUGGAUCCGCAAAUUUUCCCUAACUUUUAGCACAACGAUAUGCGCUUUAAUUCUUAAUUUCUAGAUUCUAAUUGAUACUUGACAUGCUCGUGUAGAACUUAAGGUAUCCAGAAUCUGAGAUUGGAGAAAAGGUCGUUCUUCAAGAGAUGGAAUCUGAAGAGGAGGAGCAGAUUGCCUCACCUAACGAAGACUCUGAUUCUAGGGAGGCAAGUCCUGCUGGGAGUUUCCAUGAAGAAAGGUCUGGGGGAGACUUCAUUCCGGACCUUGAAGGACUUCAGGACGAUGACCAACUAUUGGUUCUGACCGAGGACCCAGAAAGUCCCGCUUCUCCGGGUGCAUGGAGUAAUGGAGAUGAACUUGAAGUUGUGCAGGACCCAGAAAGUCCUGCUUCUCUGAGUAACAGAGAUGAACUUGAAGAUGUGGAGGACCCAGAAAGUCCUGCUUCUCCGAGUAACAGAGAUGAACUUGAAGAUGUGGAGGAGGUAACAUACCAGCGUGGACCACACACUCCUAGCGACAAUGAAGGAGAGCUGAUGACCCCUAAGAGUCCCAGUAAUAACUCGGCAGGAAGCAGCAGCGAGGAAGAAAAUGAGGGGUCAGAAGGGAACUCAGCCGAUGAGAGAGAGGCCGAUAUCGAAAGUCCUGUGCAAAAAGGUGUUGGAGAAGCUAUGUGCAGUCCCAUGACAGUGAGUGACGAAGGGGAAAGUGAUGGUGAAAAUGAAGACACAGCAGGACAACCUGAAGAAACCAUGGAAGGAAUUACAGAAGGAGACGAAUCAGGAAGACUUGAGAGAGGGGAGGCUGAUGUUGAAGGAAGGGAAGAGAAGGAAUCUCGUCAAGAGAUGGAUGAUGAUACCAGGGAUGAUGGAGAUAACGGAGAGAGAGGAGAAGACAGUAUUGAGAAAGAGGGAGUGACCCCAUCUGAGGAUGGGGAUGUAUCAAGUUUUCCGAGAACUAAGGCAAGCCCUGAAAUUGACGACUCCCCAGAAGUUGCAAAUGAUGAGGAUCAAGAGGUUGAUAACUCAAGUAAUGAGGAACAUGAACAACCUGUCUACGGAGCAGUUGUGGAUCGCGAAGAGGAAGCUGAACAGUCUGUGCAGGAAACAGAUCAGCAUCAACCGCCAAGUCCGGCCGAGAUGCUGGGAUCCGAUCGUCAGUCACCCGUUGUGGAACUGGUCGAACAGACUCGGGCUGUUAGCUUAGAUAGUGCAAGGGAUCAGGAGACAGAACAUGCGGAGAAGGCAGAGACCUUGCCGUCGAUCAAUCAAGACCUAUCAUCUGUGGAUGAGGCACAGGGUAGAUUAGACCAGAACGUAAUAAAGGAGGCGAAUGCAGGGGAUAAUGAUGCGUGUAGCGACACGCCUCCGGACAAUGUCUCAGAAACGUGUGCUGCUGACAAGCAGGACAUCCCUGCAGCUAGCUCAGGAAGCAACAACAUUAAUGCUGCACAAGGGGAUCUUGACGUGGAGGAAGGAAAUGACCAGGACAGUUCUUCAAAUCUCCACGUCACCUGCAGCAAAGCUGAUAACAAAAGUGAACCCCCAGAUAAAGAGGCUUGCCUGGAGAGAGAAACUGGCAGCACAAGUCCUGAUCAGCUAAUAGCCCAUGCGGCUUCCGAUUCCGUUGAAAAUGUUAUGCAAAAAUCCCCCAGUAUGCCUGACCAGUCAGUGCUGACUGACCAAUCGGUGGAGGAAACUGGCCAAACACUAGCAGCUGCCCCCGUAAAGGACCAAUCAGAAAAGGCUGCCACAUCUGGACCCAGCCAAUCAGAGAUGCUGGAUGUUCAUCACAUUGACGACCACGCAGAUGAGCUGGACUAUGAGGAGGAUGUGGAGGACCAUGAGAAGAUUGGCAAAGAUGGGAAGGAGGAGGGAGAAGAUGGCAUUGAUGCAGAAGAAGGUGAAGAAGAUGACGAAGGUGAACUGGAAGACGAUGAGGACAUGGAAGAAGGAGAAGUCAAGGAACCAGGCAGCAGGAGGCCAUUUGUGAAGAAAGUCUGCCGCUUCUACAAUGAGGGGAAGUGCACGUGGGGGUCCAACUGUCGAUUUGUGCACCCCGGUGUGAACGAUAAAGGGAAUUAUUCCAUGAUCGACCGACGGGAGCUUCAUGAAGCCACAGCUAAACUGCUUGGUAUCCCUCAAGCCCCUCCUGCAACAGCGCCGCCACGGGCCUUCUCACCUCCCCCUCCACCCCCAAGCGAGCCGGUGGCAGAGUCCGCAUGGGAACGAGGCCUACGACACGCCAAGGAAAUUCGUAAGAAAGCUAUGAUGCGCAAAGAACAGGAUCACAACUUUGAGGAGAAGAGAAUGCUGGGCGGCAUUCCUUAUGAAGAAGAGAGAGACUAUGAUAAGGAGAAUGACUUCACGCUGCCUCAGGGCAAUGCAAACUAUGAGGAGUUUUAUGGUUUCAGCAUAGUUGAUGAUGAAGCGCCCCCUAACGACAACAGAGACAGUUUCUUCCAGCAGCAGUUCGAGGUGUAUAAUGCCCAGUAUCAACGGCGAGAGCCCCCUCAGCAGUAUGACUACCGCAGGCCUGGGAAAGACAGGCAGUGGCAAGAGGAACGUGAGGAAAUGGAACGCAGGGACAUGGCCCGGCAGCGCCAACGGGAGAUCAACCGUAUGCGGGAGCGUCCGCGGGACAUCAUGCGGGACAGGCGCUCCCCGCCCCGCCCGCUAUCCAGGGAAAGGCCCCCACCAGGCAACAGUCGAACAAUCAGGGAGGACUUUGACCGGCCGCUGCGAGAAGAGCGUAGACGGAAGGAGAUAGGACCGGCUCCGGGGCACGGCGGCCGGCCCGCUGAUGCCUGGCAGGACCCCUGGGCGCGGUCCCGUUCACCGAAAGCCAAUGCAAGGGCGGCUGGACGGAGGCGACGGUCGUACUCCUAUUCCUCAGACUCUUUCAGUGAUUCCUCAUUUUCUUCAAGAUCUCGAUCCCGUUCCCACUCAUCUUACUCCUCGAGCAGCCGAUCCUCCUCAGGCAGCUCCUUCAGUCGCUCCUCCUUCUCCCGCUCUCGCUCUCGGUCCUACUCCAGAAGCCGGAGCCGCUCACCCAGGCCUGGCCGUGGGGAGUUAACAGGCCGGGCCCGGCCUGGAAUCGGGCGAGGAAGACCCUCUGCCCCUGUGGGUCGGUCUGGCCAGACGCAAGGGCCAGCCCAGCCGGGCAAGGCUGGGCCAGUCAGCGGACCAGGCAGAGGGGCUGCGUCGGGUCUCGGGAGAGGGACCACCGUGACUACAGGAAGUAGAGGGACUGCCAGUAACAAGCCAGCGUCAGCCAAAGGGCCUACCAGUGACACCAGUCUGCCCAUUAAGAGACCCGCCCUGGCCACGCCUCCCCUGGCCAAACCCUCCCUGGCGGCCAAGGCCACGCCUUCCAGGGCCCCGCCUACCAAGGCUGUGCCCCAGCCCAAGGGGGUUGGCGAGCUCGCUAGGCGGGUGCAACCAGAACUCAGUAGACCGCACACUGCACCGCCAACACAACAGAAGAAACCAGGCAGUGUUGGUCCGUCAGAUAAGAGAGCCAUAGGUAGCAGGAAAUCACCAGACGUUAGGAAAAUGCCCCCUGGCAGGCAGAUUCGCCCUCGGACCCGCAGCAGCAGCAGCAACAGCAGUUUCAGCAGUCGCAGCAGCCAUUCCAGCUACAGUAGCCUGAGUCGCUCGCGCUCGCGCUCGGGCAGUCGCUCGCUCAGCUCCGUCUCUUCUUACUCCAGCAUCUCCUCCAGCGAGAGUGACCUGUCGCUGCGACGACCGUCCACCAUGAAGGGAAUCGACGGGAAACGUCUGCCGCCAAACACCAAAAUCCCCAAAGUCGGCAUUCCUGCACUUCAACCUCGGCUCAGCAAAGCACCCCCAGUGCCAUCCAACAGGAGCUCCAAAACCCCAGCAGUGACCCAGGCAAAGUCAUCCAAGCCCCCACCCAGCAGCAAGCCUCCACCCAGCAACAAGGCGCCACCCAGCAGCAAGGCUCCACCCAGCAGCAAGGCUCCACCCAGCAGCAAGGCUCCACCCAGCAGCAAGGCUCCACCCAGCAGCAAGGCGCCACCCAGCAGCAAGGCGCCACCCAGCACCAAGGCUCCACCCAGCAGCAAGGCUCCACCCAGCAGCAGGGCGCCGCCCAGCAGCAGGGCUCCACCCAGCAACAAGGCUCCAUCCAGCAGCAAGGCACCACCCACGGUCAAGCCACCAUCCAACAAACCGGCGCCUGUCAAAACAGCAUCAACCAAGCCCCCUGCAAGCAGCAGCAGUAGUAAGCCCUCUAGCAAGCCUGCCUCUGCGCCUACCAAACCUCCAACCAGCAACAGCAGGCAGUCUCCCAGCAGAAGCAGCAAAGCAGUGCCCAGUAGCAAGACUGCGCAAGCACCGGCCAAAACGGCCCCGGCGCCGGCAAAGCAGAAGAGUGCUCCAAAACCAGCCGCCACCUCCAGAGACAAGGAUAAAGAGAAGUCCAGAUCGACGUCGGGGACUACGCCUAGUGCACCGUCAGGAUCGUCCAGUGUGGCAUCGGCAACACAGAGACAACAUAGCACCUCCGUGCCAGUUGCAGCAGCCCCACGGUCAAACACACUGAAAGUGACAGCCCACAAAGACAUCAAGCUGACGCUGCUGAACAAGCCUGCAGCCGACCCCAAGAAGCGUUCCACUGAUUCUCAGUCCAACCAGGCAAGCAAGAAGACGUCAGCUACUCCUGCACAGUCCAAGACCUCCACAGACAAGGAUCGUAAGUCCACCAGACCUCCUGUCGCCAGCCCAACCACUGCCAAGAAGCCCACGACGUCUGGAGAUGCUAACCGCAAGACCGGCGCGCCGGGCUACACCAGCAAGACCGCCCCCAAGCCGUCCACUGGUGACCGCAAGCGUCCAUCCUCCCCAACCGCCCUGAAGGGACAGCCGCCCGCCAAAGUGCCUGCCCGGACCGCCCCUGCAACAGGAGCUGGCGCAAAGCCUACCACAGUGGCCGCGGCCGCGGCAGCCAACAAGCCUGCAGGUACUGCUAAGCCAGCGGGAAGCGCAGCACCCAAGAAGAGCACCACCGUGUCUCGUCGGGAAGAACUCUUGAAACAGUUGCGGGCUGUGGAGGACGCCAUCGCUCGAAAGAAGGCCAAACUCAAGUAGAGCCUUGAAUGGAAUCACAUUUUAUAUUUUUUUUGUCUUUUAUUAUAGCAUUCAGCCUGUCAUCUCACAGGGGCACAGUUUGCAAAAUUACUCAUUGAAUUGAUGAUCAAGCUGUGACAUUGUAUCCCCACUAAGAAACAAAUUGAGGUGGUCACAGACAAGUACUCUAAUCUGGGAGUUGUUUCAGCCUCUGUAAUUCAUAUGUAUGAUGUAAUAUCCCCAAUGGCAGAUGGCCCAUUCGCACUGAACCACCAGCUCGUAUUAAGGGCAUCUUAGUUGCUGCUGUGUGAUCUUGUCACACUGCCAGUGACCCCACUUUCAUGUGUACUGUGAUGGCAAAAGAACAUGCCAUAGCACAACAUUUUAACAGAAUCCCAUCAGGUACCUUCGGGGUUUUAAUUCUUGCAGUAGACUUGAUACUGCCUUGCCUAAAGAUGGCCCUGAAGAUCAAAUAUAUCACAUCCAACACAUGGUCAUCACCAAUGUUUCACUACUUUCCGACAAAAUCUUGUUGCGUAUUUCAAGAGGACGACAAGCAUUUAACAAGCGUUUAACAGGAACUCAUUUCUGUUCCUGAAAAAUCAAAGAUGCAUUGGAAGCAUUGUAGAUACUUCUGCUUCUGCUGGGUACUACAACAAUCUCAGCUACGGGAUAUGUAAGUUGCAGGUGCGUGGUGGCUAGCGGAUGCUAGCCACUGCUUGACAUAUAUGUCCAGUGGGCAACACUUAUUGGGCCCUGUGCGCCAAUGAAAGGGGGCGCCCUUUUACCUAGCAACGAUGUCCCAUGGGCGGGACAUUUAGCUGAUUGACGCGCACCGUUC
Patiria miniata (bat star) is the source of this 5963-nucleotide messenger RNA. RefSeq names its product zinc finger CCCH domain-containing protein 18-like. Gene Ontology annotation, molecular function: metal ion binding. The transcript is spliced from 16 exons. The coding region runs from base 182 to 5143 and encodes 1653 amino acids. The record is from RefSeq and is a predicted model, not a curated record. Lineage: Eukaryota; Metazoa; Echinodermata; Asteroidea; Valvatida; Asterinidae.